Messenger RNA from Glossina fuscipes, 1481 nucleotides. RefSeq lists its product as uncharacterized. Lineage: Eukaryota; Metazoa; Arthropoda; Insecta; Diptera; Glossinidae. The record is from RefSeq and is a predicted model, not a curated record. The transcript has 2 exons. Gene Ontology annotation, molecular function: sequence-specific DNA binding. Bases 4 to 999 code for a protein of 331 amino acids.
GUUAUGACAUCUCAUAAAAAAUGUCUUGCAAAAGGCUGUCCAGGGAAUGAUAGUGGUAGAAUUCGUAUGUACAGAUUUCCAAGAGAUGAGCAAACGUUUAAAAAAUGGAUAGAAAAUCUUAGAAUCAGCGUAUUCCAUGUAAAUACAAGUUCUCGGGUUUGCAUCAGACACUUUAAAAAAGAAUUCAUUGGCGAGCGUCGACUAAAAUUAUAUGCGGUGCCCACAUUAGUUUUAGGCUAUGAAGAACGUCCGCCACAUGACUUUCACAAAAGCAGAAAUUGGAAAAAAUGUUGCAUAAAAAAUUGCAUACCUUUUCCAGAUACAUCAUUUUUCUCUUUCCCAACGGAUCUCAUCUUAAGGCAGAAAUGGAAUAUUGCUUGUCAAAUAAACGAUGAAAAUAAAAUUAAACAUAGAUUUGUGUGUGAAAAACAUUUUGAUCCAAAAUUAGUGAGAUUUUGCCGAUUAACUGCAAAUUCAAUACCAACAUUGCAUUUAGAUUUACCUUCUAAAGACGAAGCUAUUGAAAUGUUUGAAGAAAUGUUAAGUGAAACUGAGUUAAGUGAUAGUUUGUCUGUAUCUGAACCUAUUGAGGUAGAAGAACUUGAUCUAAGCAGCCGGGACUCAUUUGAAUCGUACGUAGAAUAUAUAAUUGAAGAACCCGAAGCAGUCAAUACAAAUAAAAAGACUAAUGAAUGCACAAGAAGUUCCUGCAUGCUGAAGGUGGAUGAAAACGAUAUUGAGACAAGACCGAUAGCUACAAAGAAAAGUGAAACUGAAAAUAAAAGUGGCGAUCAAAUGUAUAAACAUUUGUUCUUGAAGACGAAAGUGGAAAAUAAUAAGCUAAAAAAUGCAUUACAACAAUUGCAAGAAAAAUAUCAGGCCGUCGUACAGCAAAGAGAUGAUAAAAUUACAAAACUGAGAAAUGCGAUAAGCGAUUUACAAUUAAAAUUGAAGGACUUGAAGCGUUUGGCAGCUUUCGAAGACAACGGAGAUCAAUAACGUACACAUACUGUUCUGUGAACAGUUAACAUUUAAAAAAUCACUACUGCUUUUAAACUGAAAUUCAUGAAGCUUGAGCGGGAAAACAUCUCUAUUGAGCAUUUCAAUCAGGAUACUUUUAGAUGAGCCGCAUAGAAUAUGUUGUAAAUUCAAAUUUAUUGUUUAGCUAAUCUUUGUCGAGGAUUGUGUAAAGUAAAUAGAGAUUACAGGACCUCGAAUUAUGUCGUAUUAUAUUUGAAAGAGUGCUUACAUUGUAAAAGCCACGAGGUGAAAGCUUUAUUUGUGCGAUUUCUUUCAUAUGCCCAUCUCUUAUAUAAAUGAAUGGUGCAUUCUUUGCCAUUCUUUGGCACUGAAUUUUUCCAUACAAGGAAGUGAGGAAACGAGUGUACAAAAAUUAUUCGUACCGUCUUUGGCGUAUAGAAUUUACUUACAAUAUUUUUUUGUAUCGAAUUUUUUUUUUGUAACGAAUUCAACAGUCGCUA